UUUCUCUUCCCGCUUUUGAAGAGAAGCUGCCGAGUCAGCGUACGCUGCGGUGAAGUUCUACAAGAUGCGGCCCUCAGGAACCGGUUGACGUGAGGGAAAUGCUUUCUGACCGCCUGCGCGGUGAGGGGACGUUUUUCACCUUUUAGCUCCUUCUGCACGACAAGAGGGAGACGGAAGGUGUCCUACUGAGCACUAGCACAAAGCCAAGAGCGUUGCUCAGCAGCACCAACCGCGUCUGCCAGGAAUUAAUCUUCAACAUGAACCAGGGGCAGCAGAAGGCAAUCACCAGCACCACAGACAGCAAAGGAGAAGUCUGCAAGAUCCCGUAAGGCUGGAAUAGACUGUUGGCAUCUGCUCUCCACGGCAAAAGUGGAGGAGAGCGUAGAGGGAAAAGAAAUGAAAGUCAUUGACAGUGAAAAAUGCGUGGCGAAACACAGGAGGUUCUGACACAAGAAGACCCUCCCAGGAGCAAGCCAUGACUUCUGGAGCCAGCAUCUCUGGCCCGGGAUGAACGCUUGCCCAUUGCCGUGCGGCCACUUGGGGUGCAAAACUGGGGUUUGAGAGGGGCUGUUGCCCCCCGGUGUCUUGCUCUGCCUGGAGAUGUCUCUGCAGAGGUCCCUGGACAGGACGCCUCUUCCUCAGUCAGCGCUGGCAAAGGCCGUCUGGGGACACGCUCCGUCCUCUGGAACUCUUCCUUGUGUGACUCGCAGCUCACGUGUGACAGCGCUGCUCCAAACUUGGCCAUCUCCAAGGACCGGCUUUCUUUGGGAUGUGGGGUUCACUCUCAGAGGAAUCAUGGCAGCCCUGCUUUCUGUGUUGGGGUCUCCCUUUCAGCUAUGGAGCAGCUUCAGUUCGCAGUGCAAAAGGAUCUUGCAAUGGCUGUGUAGCUAGCAGCAGCGUUUCUGAAGCAUCAGAGGAGAUGUCAGAGCCAUGAGGCUGAGGGACGGGACUCCCAGCACAAGAUUGCCCGUGUUUCAAAAGGGAGGCAGCCGUGCCAGCUGGAGAACCUCUCUCGCAGCUCCAUCCCCAGCAAAGAGCUGUCUCUAGAGCAGUUCGUGCUGCUUACAGGCAAGAUCAGCCUUUGCAUUUGAACCACCUUCUUGCAGAGGUGACAGGAAACAUCCUCUGGUUUAUGUCGUUCCAGCUGCAAAGGCCAGAGCAGUGUUCUUGAGGGAGCAAGCGAUGAGCACAUUUCCUGGUCAGCAGCCGCUGGCUCGUGCCAACGGUCAAGAGAGGCAGAAGAAAUCCCUUCAGAACAGCUCCCUGUCAAAAGACACCCUUCUGCUUGAUGAACCGCAGGGAAAGGCAUCCUAAACCAGGCACUUUGACCUUGUUUUCAGCCCAGGUUCCCAGUGCUGGUGCACUCGUGAGCCAGUCGCUGCACAUCUGCCGCCAAGGGGAAUCGCCUCCGAGGCCAACUGUGCCAUGGGGAAAGGAAAGGGUGAGACGUCGGGAGAGUUUCAUUUAGUGCACAACACGGAUAAAGCCAUUCUUUCUGCAAUUAAAACUGAGGGUAUUUAAUUGAGUGAAAUGAGAUUUCAUUCCCCAUGACCUGUCUGAUUGUACUUUGAAUCUGGGCACGGGCUGCAGUGACCUGCCACAACAUUUGAGGUGUCACCAGCUGCAUUGUAGGUGGUAAAGUGGGAAAGGCAGGAGGGAGCCUCAGCAUCUCCCAUCCCGUGGGUGACUUCAUCACAAAGGACCAGGGCGGCGCCCGCUGGCUCCUGGGGCGGCUGUUGCCAGGCAACAGAGACACUAUAUUGUCCCCUGUCACCUGUGCCCCUCGCCCAUUUGGUCACUGGCCGUGGUGGGAUCACUUGCCGUGGUGGGAUCACUGUGGUGGUGGACUCAUUUUGGCAGUUGGAUCGCUUUCGUGGUGGGAUCGCUAUUGGUGGUUGCACCACUUUUGGUGGUAGGAUCGCUACUGGUGGUUGAACCACUUCUGGUGGUUGAACUGCUGUUGGUGGUUUUAUCACUUUCGGAACUUGGAUCUGUUUGGCGACUGGAUCACUUUCAUCACUUGGAUUGCUUUUGGCACUUGGAUCUGUUUGGUGACUGGAUCACUUUCUGUGGCAAGAAGGAGGAGGAGAAAGGCUGCUGGCUGCCCAUCCCUCCAACAUCAUCUCCGGACAGAAGAGCUCCCGUCUUCCCACAUCCAGUUCAGUGUUUUCGGGCAGAGCAGCAGCGAUGGCCACACGUGGACUGCUGGAGAUGCUGAACGCCGCCAUGGGGACACCCCAUUUGGGGGUUGUCGACUUGGUGGCACUGCACAAAUUGCUUGAGGCCAUCAUCGGGCAGCUGGGCCAGCAGGAGCUGUCUGUCCUGGAGCCAGAGCAGAGCCCGACCCCUGGCCUGGCAAAGGAUCAGGACAGCAAGGCCCAGCCUGGCCAGGAGAAGGAGGAGGACGGAGCCCUGGGCACAGGGCAGCACCUCUGGAAACCAAAGCAGCAGCUGGAUGAGAAGGACACGCUGGAGGGGACCGGGAGCAACUCCAAGGUCUCCUCCGUGGCCAAGGAGGCCAUGCCAAAAACAACGGAAGAGGAGAAGAGAGAUGUCCCCAAGAAAAGGGCUUCGCUCCAGGACCUGUGGGAGGAGAUCAGCAAGUUUAAGGAGGCGCAGUCCAGCCUGGAACAGGACGUGCGGGAGAUGAAGGAGGCCAUGCAGGAGGCGCAUUCUGGCCUGGAACAGGACAUCCAGGAGGUGAAGGAGGCACAUGUCGGCCUGGCAGAGGACAUGCAUGCCCUGCAGGAGGCGCAUUCCGGCCUGGCGGAGGACAUCCAGGAGAUCCAGGAGACGCUUGGCCUGGAGGGUGGUGGGGGCCAGUCUGCCCCCGCUGAGCCCACCCAGGUGGCCAUGGACAGCCAGGCCAGGAGGAGCUCAGCACUGGAGCCAAAGGGACGUGGGACACAGCCUGGGAUGGAGACCGGCAAGGGGACUGCAGGGUCUGGCUCCCCGGGGAUGCAAGCAGGGAUACAGGGGCAACCAGCGACCCCUGUGAAGUUGUCAGGCGCUCCCUCCAUUCACAAGAGGUCUAUUGGUGCCAACGCCACCACCCCGGGGAUGCAGCCAGGAUCCCCGGGCACCCAGGCCAGCACCUCCCUGGGGACACAACCAGGGGCCCCUGAUGCCCAGGCCAGCACCGCGGGGAUGCAGGCAGGAUCCCCUGGGAUCCACACCACCACCCCUGGGGUGCAGCCUGGGUCCUCCAGCUCCAAAGCCACCAUCCCAGGGGAUGCCCAAGAGCCGGCCAAGCCCUGGGGCUCCACCAGCACCUCAAGCUACGAGUCGGAGAUGCGGGAGGUGCUGUCACAGGUUGGGCAGCUCGGCCAGCUCUGCGCUGGUCUGAAGGAACAGGUGGAGCAGCUUAAAUCUACAAAAGCAGAAAGCACAGAUCUUGAGGACGUGCGCCGGCUCUUCCCAAAGGGAGGCCGGCAGAGCAUCACCAGCAUCCUGGCCGACCUCAGGUGCCAGGUGUCCUUCCUGCAGGACAUGGCCAGGGCCCUCCACGGGGAGAAGGAGAAGAUCAGCAAGGUGGAGGAUGCUCCCAGAAAGACGAGGGGGUCUGGAGCCGGUAGGAAAGCAGACGGCAGUGGCCAGAUGACCCAACAGCCACGGCCCAAGGGACAGAAGGUCAAGGCAGAGCGCAAGGAGCUGGGGAAGCAGCAGGAGCCAACCCAGGCCGAGCUGGAGCAGUUUGCGGCCAAGUACGUGAAUAAGUUGGUGAUGGAGACAGCGCAGCAGCUGCAGGCAGAGCAGGUGGACGAGCCGAGGACGACGGCGCAGAGCGGGGGACACGAACACGCAGGGUGCCACGUCUGCAGCCCGGACACCAGGGUGCUGCUGGGGAAGCUCCUUCAGCGCUGCGAGAAGCUCGAGGAGCAGGUGGAGUCCCUGGUCCAGAAGGCGGGCAGCAAGGUGGAGAGUCAUCCGAAGUGGAGGAGACAGUCCCUGCAGCAGGACGAGCAACUCAAGUGCCUCCAGGCCAGCAUCAUGCAGCUACAAAAGGACUAUGAGAAGUUGAGCUCGGCCCUUGCAAACCUCCAGCAGGAUCGUCAGCAGAAGCAGAAUGACAUCAAGGCUCUGUCCCAGGCCCUGGGGAGGCUGGAGAAGAAGCAAGCAGACAAGGAGGAGAUGCUGGUGCUGGGAAUCGAUGAGAAAGCAGACAAAGCCGCCCUGGCUGACAAAGUCAGUCGCAGCCAGCUUGAGGCGUGCGAGGAGCGGCUGACCAAGAUGAUGGACGAGGUGACGAGCCAGGUGACGGGCCAGGAGAAGGGCUGGCACCAGUUCCAGCGAGAGCUGCAGAGACAGAUGGACUGCAAGCUGGACCGCCGGGAGCUGGGGGCGUUCCGGCAGCAGCAGGAGGAGCGGUGGAAGAGCCUCAGCGGGCAGCUCCAGGAGAAGGCGCUGCAGGCAGAGCGUGACGAUGCCGCUGGGAUUAGGAAGCAGCUGCUGCCCGGUUUCCAUUGCCUGUCCUGCGACCGGCCCCUCAACAUGCUGGCACCUGGACCGGAGCGGACGGGCGAGUGUAGAUACCCCACUGUUCCGCGGAGCUGCGGGGGCCCACACACCGUCACGCCCCCGCGCUUCCAGCCCAAACCGCCCAGCACCCCACGGCCAUCCAAACCCAGUGCCCGCAGCCCCAACAAGAAGGACGCGAUGCAGCUGUCGGGCCAGGACGGCACUGAUGGGAACCAGCAGGACGAGCAGCUCUCCAUGAUGGGGGGCUCUGAGCUGCCCACAAUGCCAAGGGCCACCCCAGACACCCCGACCUCCAGGAACCGGCCAAGCACCCGCUCCUCGCUGAGAUCAGCCGUGCUGCAGCACCUACCAGUCUCGUCUCCCAGACGCUUCACCCUGGCACCGCAGCUGCUGCCGCCCAUCCCGCCCCCCCGCCGUGAACCAACCCCCUGACAGCCGGGCAGGACGGGGUCCCGGCCCCGGUCCCACCGCCCCGGGCACUGAGCAGGCAGCGGCUGCAAUAAAUGGCGAUGGGAAACCAA
Molecule: messenger RNA, 5000 nt
Organism: Columba livia (rock pigeon)
Lineage: Eukaryota; Metazoa; Chordata; Aves; Columbiformes; Columbidae
Exons: 16
Coding region: 2188-4911 (907 amino acids)
Source: RefSeq, a predicted model, not a curated record